Molecule: messenger RNA, 1248 nt
Organism: Phycodurus eques (leafy seadragon)
Lineage: Eukaryota; Metazoa; Chordata; Actinopteri; Syngnathiformes; Syngnathidae
Gene: coq9
Product: coenzyme Q9 homolog (S. cerevisiae)
Exons: 9
Coding region: 27-977 (316 amino acids)
Biological process (GO): ubiquinone biosynthetic process
Cellular component (GO): mitochondrial inner membrane
Molecular function (GO): lipid binding
Source: RefSeq, a predicted model, not a curated record
AGCGCGUUGCACAAAAACGACCAGACAUGGCGGCGCUACUCCGAGCUUUAAGUACAGGAAGGGCAUUUCGGGGGCUGUGUCGCGUUGUGGUGGUACCAACAACAAAACGUCACCGUGUCAGUCCCAAAAGAGGCUUCAGCUGUGCAGCUCUGAGGCUUCAAGAUGAAUCCAAAUCAAAAGCAUACACGCACUUUGCUGGUAACGACCCAGCAACAGCUUCACAGGGAGACGCAGCAGAUGAGUCCACCGGACCAAGAAGGAGUUACCAGCAUCAGGGUGGUGAGCAAGAUGAGGAGUAUAAAACAGAGGAGCAACUUCAAGCUAAAAUCCUCUAUGCUGCUUUGGAAUUUGUCCCACAGCAUGGCUGGACUAUGGAGGCCAUUGCGGCUGGUGCUGAGACCCUAGGCCUGUCAUCUGCUUCCACUGGUAUGUUCUAUAAUGGAGCUGGAGACCUGGUCCUACAUUUCAUCGCUCAAUGUAAUUCACAACUGGCAGAGACACUAGCAGAACAACAGAAGCAGGUCCAGUUGGGCCAAGAAGAACCAAAGAAGACUGCUGACUUUCUAAGAGAUGCUGUCGAGACGAGACUGAGGAUGCAAAUCCCCUAUAUAGAAACAUGGCCACAGGCAAUGAGCAUUCUGCUCCUGCCUCACAACAUCCCUAAAAGUCUGAAACACCUUUCCACUCUGGUGGAUGACAUCUGGUACCAUGCUGGAGACAGAUCUAUAGAUAUGAACUGGUACAGUAAACGAGCAGCACUGACUGGCAUCUAUAACACCACCGAGCUAGUGAUGCUUGAGGAUUCCUCCCCAGACUUCCAGGACAGUUGGAACUUCCUUGACAACCGUAUUCAGGAUAUAAUCAGCAUGGCCUCUUCUGCCAAACAGGUGCAAUCAACAGGUGAAGCGGUGUUGCAAGGGCUCAUGGGAGCAGCUGUAACUCUGAAGAAUCUCACCGGAAUAAACCAGACACGAUGAUGCAAGACAACUAAACAGAUCCGAAAUCCUCUUGUUUUAACAUGAGAUGAAAAUGAUUAUUCAAUAUUCAUUCAUAUUUAUUUGAUGUGGCCUGUGGUCUGCAUAUUUGGUGAUGGUCAUUUGCUGGACAGGUAGCUUUGUUUUGUUUUGUUUUGUUCGACUCACCAAUAUUAACUCUUCUAUUCAGACCAUAUGUCUUCAAUAGUGAAAUGACUCUGUAUUUAAGACUGGCUUGAUGUUCAUCAUAUUUUAUUGAAAUAAAAUUGUUGAC